Messenger RNA from Serpula lacrymans var. lacrymans S7.9, 1379 nucleotides. RefSeq lists its product as uncharacterized. The coding region runs from base 113 to 1246 and encodes 377 amino acids. Gene Ontology annotation, molecular function: zinc ion binding; oxidoreductase activity. NCBI's taxonomy places the organism in Eukaryota, Fungi, Basidiomycota, Agaricomycetes, Boletales, Serpulaceae. The record is from RefSeq and is a predicted model, not a curated record. The transcript is spliced from 15 exons.
GGGGCCAGAGACAUGACAGUACUCCUGUCUUAUGACCUUGCAGUCAUUGCUGGGAUUUAUAUCAAGCUGACCACAGUAUUCUGGAACGUUGCUCCAUCAUUCAUCAUUCACCAUGCGCGCAGUUGUAUACGAUAAACCAUUCACUGUUUCAGUCCAGGAAGUAGAAAAACCAAAAAUCACACAUCCUGAUGAUAUCAUUGUGAAAGUUACCACAACAUGCAUUUGUGGCAGUGACUUGCAUAUGUACGAAGGACGUACUGGCGCGCAGCCAGGUAUUGUCUUUGGCCAUGAAAACAUGGGAAUCGUUGAUGAGGUUGGCAAUGGCGUUGAGCUUCUCAAGAAGGGAGACCGCGUUGUUAUGCCUUUCAACGUAGCUUGUGGUCGUUGUUUGAACUGCGAAGAAGGUAAGUCUGCAUUUUGUACGCACGUAAAUCCAGGAUUUACUAAAAUGUUUCCUAGUUAUGUUGCCAUGGGACCCUAUCAAGGAGGGCAAGCUGAAUAUGUAAAAGUUCCCUUUGCCGAUUUUAACGCGCUCAAACUGCCGCCUGGAAAAGAGCAUGAAGAAGACUUUGCCUUGCUGGCGGAUAUCUUCCCUACAGGAUGGCAUGGUGUCGAGCUGUCGGGUUUUCGACCUGGAGAAUCCGUUGUGGUUUUUGGUGCAGGUCCUGUCGGCCUUAUGGCAGGUUACUCAGCCGUAUUACGCGGAGCAUCGGAAGUAUAUGUAGUAGACCGAGUCCCUGAACGCCUUCAGAAGGCGAAGGAAAUCGGCUGUAUCCCAAUUGACUUCUCGAAGAGUGAUGCGGUGGAACAAAUCAAAGCCUUAAGAGGAGGGAGGGAAGUAGACCGCGGCGUUGAUGCUGUCGGAUACCAAGCUACUAGUGCUGACGGAAAGAGCGAGAAGCCAAAUGCGGUGCUCGAAGCGUUGAUCGCAGUUGUGCGACCUACUGGCGGUCUAGGUAUCCCUGGGUUAUAUGUUCCCAGCGACCCUGGUGCUCCUGACUCUGCAUCUGCUAAGGGUUAUAUUUCCUUCCCGUUCGGCAAACUAUUCGAGAAGGGGCUGAGUAUUGGUACUGGUCAAUGCAAUGUCAAGUCAUACAACCGAUACUUGCGUGAUCUCAUCAUUGCAGGAAAGGCGAAGCCUUCAUUCGUGGUCUCUCAUAACUUAUCAUUGGAAGACGCUACUAGUGCGUACGAGAAGUUCGACAAGAGGAUCGAUGGAUACACCAAAGUUUUGUUACAUCCCUGAAAGCUAUGAUUUGAGAUUUUUCAUAGAUUGGAAAGACUUUUCAUUGAUUUUGUAAUCCGAGCGUAUCUCUACCGACCAAUGUCAUACUAUUUCUUUUCAUACGAGCCCGUGAAAUAAUCUGAAUAUAUACCGC